Molecule: messenger RNA, 2196 nt
Organism: Ixodes scapularis (black-legged tick)
Lineage: Eukaryota; Metazoa; Arthropoda; Arachnida; Ixodida; Ixodidae
Product: neprilysin-4-like
Exons: 20
Coding region: 1-2196 (731 amino acids)
Biological process (GO): protein processing
Cellular component (GO): plasma membrane
Molecular function (GO): metalloendopeptidase activity
Source: RefSeq, a predicted model, not a curated record
AUGCGCAGGAGUAUACCUUGGUCAUCGAGGCAGAGGUACAUGCUUCCUCAUGCUCGGCAGCUGGUGGCAUUCUGGGGAUUCUACUUGAUUUUGUUGUUAGCUGAGCUCAGCGCUGCAAAAUCAUCAUUGGAUUUGACCCCCCAAAAUAUGUGCAAAACAGAAGCCUGCAAAGAAAGAGCUAAAAUGAUGUUGGACAGCAUGGACCAGACAGAGGAUCCUUGUACUGACUUCUAUGAAUACGCCUGUGGAAAUUGGAAAAAAACUCACGAAAUACCUGACGACGAGUCUAAAUUCGGAAAUUUUCAUAUCCUUGACGAUAAAGUUGAAAUGGACGUAAAAAAUAUUCUAUUGAACGCUACACUUAAGGAAGAAGAACCGCAGAAUGCUACUAAUAAGGCUAUUCUGGCCUACAGAGUCUGCCUUUGUGAGACUGUCAACGAAACAGAGAAAUUUAAUGACCUACUCAAGUUACUUCAGGAAGAUGGCUUUACCAAGUGGCCUUUACUGAAUAAAGAAGAUUCACCUUAUGAAAACUACACUCAACUACUCAGCCAAUCAACUUUUCUUCCAUUUGUUAGUUUCGCAAUAUUUCAGGAUGCUAAAAAUAUUCAAUCAAACGUGAUUUACCUCGACCAAAUCACCUUUAACUGGGCUGGUCGAAACCAACUGAUUAACCAGACGACAGAAGAUAAUAAAAAAAUAGUAGCUGCCUACAAGAACCUCAUUGCGUCAACUGCGAAGGUCUUCAUGCCCAACUUAACUGAGGACGAGGCACAGCGACUUUCUGAGGAUAUAUUACAGUUUGAGGCCAAACUGGCAAAGCACUCUAAGGCUGAAGAAGACAGGCGUAACUUCUCCUCAAUGUACAACGAAAUGAAUAUCUCCACCUUGUCUGAAAAGUAUCCCAAGAUUGAAUGGCUCAAACUAUUAAAUCAUGAGUUUGCACUGGCCAAUAUGACACUCAAUGAGAGCGAACGCGUGAUUGUAUUCGAGACUGAUUAUGUUCAAGAUAUUGAGAAUAUUCUGGAAAAAGCAAAUGUAUCUACACUGUACAAUUUUGUGUUCUGGAAGUUGAUUCGAACUUAUGGUUCUGUGGCAUCUAAAGAGCUUGAGAAGCUCGUCUUUGAGUUUAAUAAAGAGGCACUUGGCGUAAAAAAAGACGAACCACUGUGGAAGAAGUGUAUCGCCAAAAUAUCAGGUUCAAUGGCACACGCAGUAGGUCGUCUUUAUGUGGACAAAAUGUUUGAUCCCAAAGCCAAGAAAACUAUCGACGAAUUAGUGGGUGUAAUUAACAAUACUUUUGAAGAGAUGCUUGAAAAUAAUACAUGGAUGGAUGAUUCUACACGUGAGGAGGCAAUGGAGAAGCUUCGAAAAAUGGGAGCAAAAAUUGGUUACCCUCCUUGGAUACUGAACGACACGUACCUUAAUGGCCUUUACGAAUACAUGCCUGCAGUUUCUUUGAACUAUUCGUUUCUGAAUGUUCUGCACGGCUUGGAUCUUAAUCGCGACAUUCAGGAACUUCUAACUUUACGAAAACCAUAUAAGAAAGAAGAUGAGUGGGGCACAGGUGCAGCAGUGGUAAAUGCGUUUUACAAUCCACUGAAUAACGACAUCACCUUCCCUGCUGGAAUACUUCAGCCGCCAUUUUUUCAAGACGGUGUGCCUUCAUCAAUCAACAUGGGUGCUAUUGGGAUGGUUAUAGGUCAUGAACUUACUCAUGGGUUUGACGAUGGUGGAAGUCAAUUUGAUGCUGAUGGAGAGCUGCGAAACUGGUGGACCGAGAGCGCAGAGGAAGAAUUUUUAAAGAGAGCUCAAUGCUUUAUAGACCAGUACGGCAACGUUACCGUAAAGGAAGUGAACUUGACACUGAACGGAAUAAAUACUCAGGGUGAAAAUAUUGCCGACAAUUCUGGCCUAAAAGCAGCGUAUCUGGCAUUUAAAAAGUUUAAUGACACUGACCAGGUGCUUCCUGAGUUAAACCUAACAGGAGACCAGCUGUUUUUCGUUUCAAAUGCCAUGGUCUGGUGCUCAAAAAUUAGGAGAGAAAGGCUGCUAAAUGAUGUACAAUAUGACGCCCACAGCCCUGCCAAGUAUCGGGUGAACCUUCCACUGGGAAAUUCUCCAGAUUUCUUACGUGUGUUCUCCUGCAGUCCUAACUCGACUAUGAACAUUAAAAAUAAGUGCCCAAUGUGGUAA